GAUAGGCAAGCCGAGUGGUUCGAGCAGCGGACUCCAGAAAGAUGUUCAUGCAGUCGGCAGUCAGUCAAGGACAACGAGACACUCGAACGCGACGGGAUCCAGGCUCAACGAAAGGCAGGCGGUGGAUUAUGGGCCUGAUCCUGGGGUACACAAUAAUGUCUCUCAUGGUAGUGAAGGUCGCCUCCGCAGCAACUCUUUAUCAGCAACAUCUACAGGAGCAACAUCUACAGCAGCAAUCCCCGAACGACAUUGAUUCCACGGCAGACGAGCCAUCGGCCACGGAGCCGGAGGAGAUCUCAGAGGGCGACAGCGACAUCGAGAAGAUGCGGGCCAAGUUGCAGCAACUGCAGCACGAGCAGCAGCAACAGUAUCUGCGCCAGCAGCAACAUCAGUUGCAGCUGCAUCUGCAGCAGAUGCAGGCGACGCAGGGGGCGGGUGCUGCUGCCGGCGGCGGUGGGGAGACCGCCUACUUAUUGGAGCGUGCCGACAGCCAUGUUGCGCCCAUCUAUGGGACGUGGCGCACGAAAGCGCAACGGCAGCAACACGCAACAGCGUCGCACGAACCGGACGAUGGGCAUGUCUACGAGCGUCUGCCCAAGCGAUCGGCGACCAUGACGCCGCUAAGGGGGCUGCUGCGUGAUCAGAUGCCACGCCCGCCGCGCCUCACCACCCAGGACAUGCAGAUGUCCUUGGGCUCGCCCUCGCCGCCCCCUGCGCCUACGAAGGGUUUGCUGCGACGUCAGUACUCCGAAACCCCGGGAUCGCGAGCUCUGCGCGGUGGUCAGGAGGAGGCCUUCAAGCCCAAACCCUUUCACUUUCCCUACGACGGUCCCAUGCCCGAGCAGUUCACCAAGGGCGAGGUUCGUCCGGAGCUGAACAACAUCCAGGACAUCUUGCAACAUCUGCACAUUGGCGGAUUGACGCCCAGCAAACUGCCGCCCAUGGUGAUGAUGCCCACGGGUCUGCACAUAGCCGGCAGCUUCAAGAACCUCAAGUCUAGCGGUAUAGGCAACUUCUUUCGGGGCAAACGCAACAAGAAGCAGAUGCAGUUCAGCAUUCCCAUGCCCAUGUUUCCCAUGGCCAUGCCCAUGCCGAUGCAGUGGUACAAUCCGGGUGGGAUGCCCCACCAAAGGGUGGCCAUCGAUCAGCUGUAUCCCUACAAGCCGCGAUCGCCGCAGGAUAUUAAUUUGCUGGCCAUGCAGCCACUGGGAAGUGGCAAGCCGCUGUCUAAGAAGAAGAAAAAGCAGCAGCAGCAACAGCAACUGCAACAGCAGCAGCAGUUACUAGAGCAUGGCAGCCAGCAGCACUUUGUGGCCGAUCCCUUUGUGCAACACUUUCCACCGCCUGUGCUCACGCUGAAUGCCACCAGGCAGCCGCAACUGAAGAGGGUUCCCUUCAAGGUCAAUUUGGAUAUAUAUCCCGUGCUGCCGCCUUCGCGUCCUGCCUCCGCAAUGCGACAUCCCUUCCAGCAGGAGUACGCCCUGCCCUCUCCGGCUGCCUUGACGGGCACCACAGCGGCCGCCUUCCACAACAUGGGUCAUGGGAUCUACCAGACGCCCUUCAAGUUUCCCACCCAACAACCGGUGGUCUUUCCCGAUCAGGCCACUCGAUAUAGUCAGCAGCAGGCGCUGUAUCAUCAGGCCCAGGCCCACAAGUAUCCGCCGCCGCCGAAAAGCGUGCAUCCGGAUGAACCCAUUUAUGGCCAGAAUCCUGUUCAAGGACAGGGUCAAGUGGAAAGCCAAACGAAUCCCAUUAUGCUGCACCUGAACGUGUUCCCCAAGCAAAAGCCCACUGCCACCAUUCGCGCCUCCACCAAUCCCUUCUACAACCACAAUAUGCAACGCAACUCGAACGAUUUGCCGCCACCCAAUCCGCCCAGUCCCAUAGAACCCAGACAGGCAGUCAAUGGGAAUGUCACUCAAACAUCGCUCAAUCAAACCCAGCAGCAACAUCAGCCGUUACAGCAGCAACAUCAGCCGUUACAGCAGCAACAUCAGCAGUUACAGCAGCAACAUCUGCAAUCGCAGGCUGGCAAUCGCUCGAGUACCAUUUCCCGCAGCGAUCACCUGCCGCUGAUCGACUUUGAGCAUCCCAUUGUGGCGGCUGAACUGCCCGAUCCUGUGUCCUUGGCCAGCAUUCGGCAGGAUCAUCGCUAUAGGAAAACUCCGAUUGACGAGCACUAUCGCUACCAGAAGAGCGCCAAUAUCGAACAGUUGGCCGCCGAGGCCCAGACAGCCUCGCUCUUUCGCUUUCCCGUCGAGGAUCUGAUACAGUUUCAGGUGGACGAUGCUCUCUAA
This is a messenger RNA of Drosophila takahashii, 2297 nucleotides long. RefSeq lists its product as uncharacterized. The record is from RefSeq and is a predicted model, not a curated record. NCBI's taxonomy places the organism in Eukaryota, Metazoa, Arthropoda, Insecta, Diptera, Drosophilidae.